Molecule: messenger RNA, 900 nt
Organism: Adineta ricciae
Lineage: Eukaryota; Metazoa; Rotifera; Eurotatoria; Adinetida; Adinetidae
Source: the annotation of a GenBank genome assembly
AUGUUCACGAAGAUUUCUCGUCCUUUAAUACCGAGUGGAACUUCACCGUUGUCACUCGCUUUUCGACCAUUAUCAAUUUCAAACCUUUUAUUACAAAAAUCAUCAGCAAAAACAGAUGAUAAAUCAUUAGUCGAAAAGAAAAGCAACGAGAAAGUGCUACGCGUUGAAGAUUCAUUAAAAGAUUUAUCAUCAGUUAAAUGGCGAACAGAAUUCAACGGCAAACGUCUAUGGCCCCAUGAUCAAUGGCCAGAGCGUGAUUUAGUCAACUAUCCACCAUAUAAACUUCGCGAAGCACCAAAUCCAGUUCGUUGGUAUUGUGUACCUGAAUCAUGGUUCAAGUUUUUCUAUGAAAAAACCGGUGUUACUGGACCAUACAUGUUCUUCUAUGGUUUACUUGUAUAUGGAUUUAGUAAAGAAUACAUCGUUUUGUGGUACGAUUUUACUGAAUAUUUAAUUUUGGCCGCAGCUGUCAUCACAGUUGUUAAGAAAAUCGGUCCAAUGGUCGGUGAUGUUUUCCGUGGUUGGCAUCAAGCAGAAGUCGAUCGUUAUACUUCUGUCGUUAAUAAUUCAAAAGCUAUGGCUGGUAAAAUGUUACAUGGCUACGAGGAAUCAUUGGAACGAGCUCGUCAUAUUGGCAAAUUAGGUGACGCUCGUAAGGAAAUCGUCGACAUGGCCUUGGAAACAGCCUAUCGUGAACGAAUGAAACAGAUGUACGAUGCUGUUAAACGACGAUUAGAUUAUCAAGUUGCUCUUCAAAAUGCCCGUAAGGAUUUCGAAAGAACGAAUAUGAUCAAUUGGAUAACAAGUGAAGUAAAGAAGUCCAUCACAGCUAAACAAGAACAGGAUGCAUUACAAGCCUGUCUCGCCCAACUCAGACAAAUGGCAUCUGGAUCACGAUAG